GAUCUGUCAGUGCCACUAACCCAGUUUGAUUCCUACUUUGCUGUUGCUGUAUGCUUCAUAAUAAAAAAACGAGUGAUAACAUACCCAACAAGUAUUUGCAGGCCUUUCACCUCACCAAUUGACUAACCCAAACCUGUUAUCGUCAAUUGCAUCAUAGCAGCAAUUACUUACCACAACUUGAGAUGAGAAUCUCUUCAAGUUAACAAUAAGUGAGAGUGGAGUUAUUUUACACUCUUACUAUUAUCCACUAUUUUACACAAAAGUUUCCAGUUUAUUCGUUCUCGGAUUCAGAAGCGACCAUUCGUCAUGUCCGCAGCGUAUUUAGGAGACACGGACAGCGAAGACGAAGUCCCCAACGGGUGGGAGGAGAGGCUGACGGAAGACGGGAGGGUGUAUUACGCAAAUCAUUCUACAUCGCAAACUCAAUGGAUUCAUCCAAAAACUGGUGCCCGGAAGUAUGUCCCCAAAGAGUUGCCUUACGGAUGGACUAAACAAGUCGACGAAGAUGGGACGGUAAUAUUUUUCCAGGAAUCAACUGGAAAGAAAACUCACACGGACCCGAGAUUAGCUUUUUCACGAGAAACAAAGCAAUCUGUGUAUGAUUUUAAACAAAGAUUCGAUGCAUCCUCCACUGCAUUUCAAGUUUUAAAUGGAGUAGAUCUUACUGGGAAGAGAGCACUUAUAACUGGAGCUACAUGUGGAAUAGGUUUGGAAACGGCAAAAUCGUUGGCGAAACAUGGUUGCGAAGUGAUCUUGGCGUGUAGAAGUUCGAGUAGAGCUAAUGAAGCAAUUGAAGAAAUAAAAGCCAUAAAAGCAACAGCAAUUGUUGAGUUUGUAAAAUUAGAUUUAGAGUCGUUAACAAGCGUUAAGACCUGUGCCAAUGAAGUCCUCAUCAAGUUUAGAACUUUGGACUACUUAAUUUGUAACGCUGGAGUAUUUGGAGCUCCAUUUAAAUUGACGGAAGAUAACUAUGAAAGAACAUUUCAAGUCAACGUCUUGUCACAUUUUUAUUUAAUUCUGCUAUGCAAACCGCUGCUAAUUUCAACAAAAGGUUCAAGAAUUAUUAUUUUGAGUUCAGAAUCGCACAGAUCGUCUUUGAUGACACCUGAAAAUAUUUGUGAAGAAUAUCUUUCUCCUCGUGUGGCAUCAAAUUUCGUGGCAUUCUUGGCAUAUGGAGAUACAAAGUUGUGUGACGCAAUUCUUGCAACUGAGAUUGACAGGCGAUGGGGUCACGAGGGAAUUAUAUGUAAUUCUGUACAUCCUGGAAACAUGAUAAGCACCGAAAUUAGUAGAAAUUGGUGGUUUUAUCGACUUUUGUUUUUCAUCGUCCGUCCAUUCACAAAAUCAUUGCAACAAGGGGCAGCCACAACCGUUUGGGGUGCAACGGCUGAAGAACUAAACGAUGUUAGCGGACAAUAUCUCAACAAUUGUUGGCUAUGUGCGCCUACAGAAAAAGUGACUAAUCGAGACAUGGGAGAAUCCUUGUGGUCAAUGUCGAUUGCAAUGAUUGAACGAGUCAUGGGAGUCCUUCCUGCAAAUAAUAAGUAAAAAUACACAUUUUAUAGGUUAUUUAUGAGAAUAAACUUGAUUUUCUUCUAUUACA
This is a messenger RNA of Folsomia candida, 1603 nucleotides long. RefSeq names its product WW domain-containing oxidoreductase (gene Wwox). The transcript has 9 exons. NCBI's taxonomy places the organism in Eukaryota, Metazoa, Arthropoda, Collembola, Entomobryomorpha, Isotomidae. Gene Ontology annotation, molecular function: protein binding. The record is from RefSeq and is a predicted model, not a curated record. Bases 307 to 1548 code for a protein of 413 amino acids.